Molecule: messenger RNA, 5914 nt
Organism: Mauremys reevesii (Reeves's turtle)
Lineage: Eukaryota; Metazoa; Chordata; Testudines; Geoemydidae
Gene: ZMYND8
Product: zinc finger MYND-type containing 8
Exons: 23
Coding region: 806-4549 (1247 amino acids)
Biological process (GO): regulation of DNA-templated transcription
Molecular function (GO): protein binding
Source: RefSeq, a predicted model, not a curated record
GAGCUCAAGAGCCGGGCAAGAUGGUCCUGUGGCCGGAUGUGCCCCACAGGCCAUAGUUUGCCCACCUCUGCAAUAGAUGGAUGCAGACAGACUGAUGGGAGAGUACAGUGAAACAAAGAGACAGCAUUUGUCAACAUGGUAGGCAGUGACCUCAGUACAACUGUGGUCUAACCAUUGUCAAGUUUUUUUGUUGGCAUCAUGGAAGAAGACUGUUUUAAGGAAGGAUUUGAAGGAGGAUAAUGAGGUAGCUUUGCAGAUGUUUAUGGGAAGCUUCUUCCAGUCCUGAGGGGCAGCAUGGGAGAAAGCAUGAAGGUGCAUAUUUGAACAUUUAACAGGUGGGUAAUAGAAGCUAUUAUGGACCAAUCAGAGGCGACAGUUGACAUUUCAGUAUUGAAAGAGAUGAUAGGUAGGAUGGGAUAGGCUGUGAUGGGCCUUGAAAGUGAAGACAAAUAGCUUCUGUUUGAUAUGGAAGAAAAGUAGGGACAAGUGAAGUGAUACAAAGAGGAGUGAUGCAAUCAAAGAGAUGAGCUAGGAAAAUGAUCUUUGCAACGACAUUCUGAGGAUAUGACUGGGCAAGAUUGCACUUGGCGAGGCCUGAAAAAAGGAUAUUAAAGUAAUUCAGAUGCAAGAUGGUGAGAGCUUGGAUCAGAGUUUUAGUUGUGUGGAUGGAAUUGAAAGGCCUUUUCUUUGAGACAUUAGGCAGAAAGAAUGGUCAAGAUUGAAAGACAUAGUCUGGAUGCGAUGACCUAGAGAGAGGUCUGAGUUGAAUAAAAUGUGCAGAUUACAGGCCUGAGUGACAUACAAGAUGGUGGUGGUGUCCACAGUGAUGGAGAAAGAAGGUAGCAGAGCAGGUUGGAGCUUGGCUGAAGAGGAAAUAAAGGCAGAGCAGGAGGUGGUGGAGGGGAUGGAUAUCUCCACUCGAUCCAAAGGAAGCCAGGGCAGGCUGCAGAAAUCUGGAGAACUGAAAAUCGCCAUCCCUGUAGUAUCUGACUGCCCUAUGGAUUUUGAACUGGAUUUUGAAACCCUGGCUCAGGCAAUCCAUGAUCCUGGCUCUGCCGAACGCACAGCACAAAAGAGGAAGUUUCCCAGCCCUCCACACUCUUCCAAUGGCCACUCCCCACAAGAUGCAUCUACGAGCCCUAUUAAAAAGAAAAAGAAGCCUGGCCUAUUGAACAGUAACAAUAAAGAGCAGUCAGAACUAAGACAUGGUCCGUUUUACUAUAUGAAGCAGCCACUCACCACAGACCCUGUUGAUGUUGUACCGCAGGAUGGACGGAAUGAUUUCUAUUGCUGGGUUUGUCAUCGGGAAGGCCAAGUCCUCUGCUGUGAACUCUGUCCUCGGGUUUAUCAUGCUAAGUGUCUGAAACUGACAGCGGAACCAGAGGGUGAUUGGUUUUGCCCAGAAUGUGAGAAAAUUACUGUAGCAGAAUGCAUAGAAACGCAGAGUAAAGCUAUGACAAUGCUCACCAUUGAACAGCUAUCAUACUUGCUCAAGUUUGCACUACAGAAAAUGAAACAGCCAGGGACAGAGCCAUUUCAAAAGCCAGUUUCACUGGAUCAACACCCAGAUUAUGCAGAAUAUAUCUUUCAUCCAAUGGACCUUUGUACAUUAGAAAAGAAUGUUAAAAAGAAAAUGUAUGGUUGCACUGAAGCAUUUUUGGCUGAUGCCAAAUGGAUUUUGCACAAUUGCAUUAUUUACAAUGGGGGAAAUCACAAAUUGACACAAACAGCAAAAGUCAUAAUCAAAAUCUGUGAACAUGAGAUGAAUGAAAUUGAAGUGUGUCCAGAAUGUUAUUUAGCUGCUUGCCAAAAACGAGAGAACUGGUUUUGUGAGCCUUGUAGCAAUCCCCACCCUUUGGUCUGGGCUAAACUCAAAGGCUUUCCAUUCUGGCCUGCUAAAGCACUGAGGGAUAAAGAUGGGCAAGUCGAUGCCCGUUUCUUUGGCCAACACGACAGGGCCUGGGUUCCAAUAAAUAAUUGCUACCUCAUGUCUAAAGAAAUUCCUUUUUCUGUGAAAAAGACUAAAAGCAUCUUCAACAGUGCAAUGCAAGAAAUGGAGGUUUAUGUGGAGAAUAUUCGUAGAAAGUUUGGAGUAUUUAAUUACGCACCUUUCCGGACACCAUAUACUCCCAACAACCAAUACCAAAUGUUAUUAGAUCCUGCAAACCCAGCAGCUGGAACUGCAAAGACAGACAAACAAGAGAAAAUCAAACUGAACUUCGACAUGACAGCAUCACCCAAGAUUCUAAUGAGCAAAUCUAUGCUGAGCAACACUGGUCGAAGGAUUUCCUUGACAGAUAUGCCACGGUCACCAAUGAGUACAAACUCAUCAGUUCACACUGGAUCCGAUGUUGAACAGGAUGCAGAGAAAAAAGCAACUUCCAGUCAUUGUAGUGCAAGUGAAGAGUCCAUGGACUUCAUUGACAAGAGUUCAGCUUCUCCAGCACCAGCAAGGACGGGCCAAACAGGGAGCUUAUCAGGCAGCCCAAAACCUUUCUCUCCUCAAGCCUCAACACCUAUUGCUGCUAAACAAGAAAGAACUUCCACUCCAGGAAGCAUUCUGAACCUUAACCUUGAUCGCAGCAAAGCUGAGAUGGAUCUGAAAGAACUGAGUGAAUCAGUCCAGCAGCAGUCCACACCUGUGCCGCUAAUUUCACCAAAACGACAGAUUCGCAGCAGGUUCCAGCUUAAUCUUGACAAGACAAUAGAGAGUUGUAAAGCACAGUUAGGAAUCAAUGAAAUCUCUGAAGAUGUUUAUAACGCAGUAGAACAUAGUGACUCUGAGGAUUCUGAAAAAUCAGACACCAGUGACAGUGAAUAUAUCAGUGAUGAUGAACAGAAAUCAAAGAAUGAUCAGGAAGAUGGAGAGGACAAAGAAAGUGGAAAAAGUGACAAAGAAUCAUUGACCAUGAAAAAAAAACCUAAACCCCCAGCUCCAGCUGACGUCAAAGAGGAACUUAAAAGCACAAGUCCAGGAGUGGAGAAAACAGAUGUCCCUGUCAAAGAAAAGGCUAAUACAGACUCUGAGAAAGACUUUUCUGAAAAGGGAAAAAAUUUGCAGCAUCCUGCAAAAGAAAAACUGAAAGGUAAAGAUGAGACAGACUCUCCAACUGUGCAUCUGGGUCUGGACUCUGAUUCAGAGAGUGAACUUGUCAUCGAUCUAGGGGAAGAUCAUUGUGGGCGUGAGGGACGGAAAAACAAGAAAGAAUCUAAAGAACCGCCUCCUAAGCAAGAUGUUGUAGGUAAAGUUCCACCUUCUUCCAGUGCAAGCAGCCAGCCUCCACCUGAAACUCCUGUGCUUACCCGGUCUGCAGCCCAAACUCCACCAGCUGGAGUCACAGCUACUACUAGUGCUACUUCUACUGUCACUGCUCCAGCAGCAGCCACAGGGAGCCCUGUGAAAAAGCAGAGGCCGCUUCUACCUAAGGAAACAGCCCCUGCUGUGCAGCGAGUAGUGUGGAAUUCUUCAAAUAAAUUUCAAACGUCGUCUCAGAAAUGGCACAUGCAAAAGGUACAGAGGCAACAGCAGCAGAGCCAGCAGUCUCAACAGUCGCAACAACCUCAGUCUUCUCAAGGGACAAGAUAUCAGACAAGACAGGCAGUAAAAGCUGUACAGCAAAAAGAGAUCACCCAGAGCACUUCCACAUCAACUAUCACCUUGGUUACAAGUACUCAGCCUGUUUCUAUGGUUACCAGUUCUGGUUCUUCAAGUACACUUUCUUCUUCAAUUAAUACAGACUUGCCAAUAGCAACAGCUUCAGCUGAUGUGGCAGCAGAUAUUGCAAAGUACACUAGCAAAAUGAUGGAUGCAAUAAAAGGAACAAUGACUGAAAUAUAUAACGAUCUUUCCAAAAAUACCACUGGAAGUACAAUAGCAGAGAUUCGUCGUUUGAGAAUUGAAAUAGAGAAACUUCAAUGGUUACAUCAACAGGAACUCUCAGAAAUGAAACACAAUCUUGAAUUGACAAUGGCGGAGAUGCGGCAAAGUCUUGAGCAGGAGCGUGAUCGUUUGAUUGCUGAAGUAAAGAAGCAGCUGGAGUUGGAGAAGCAGCAAGCUGUGGAUGAAACCAAGAAGAAGCAGUGGUGUGCCAACUGCAAGAAAGAGGCCAUCUUCUACUGCUGCUGGAAUACCAGCUACUGUGACUACCCCUGCCAGCAAGCUCACUGGCCUGAGCAUAUGAAAUCCUGCACACAGUCAGCUACUGCAACACAACAAGAAACAGAUACAGAAAUUAACCCAGAAACAUUAAAUAAAUCGUCCCAGCCCAGCUCCAGUGCACAGACUCCAUCCACAGAAACAGCCAGCACCCCAAAGGAAAAGGACAGUGCAGCCGAUAAAAACAAAGACUGUGUUACAAUAGCAACAGGUGUGACAAGCAACCAGCCUAUAAAACUGGUCCAGGUACCGCAGACCACCACCUAUAUUCCAACUACUCAACCCACAAUUACCAUUCCUGUAGUGGUAAGUCCUUCUGCUGGGACAGUGGCAAUGAGAACUGGAGUUCAGUAUGUUCAGACCACAAUGCCAGUCCAAGUACGAAGAGUCUAACUACUAACAAGAAGCCCAGGCGACUGUUGGAAUAAAUAACUAAUAAAAAUCUGUCUAAUAGAAAUGUGAAAAUAAACACAGUUCUUUGGAUUAACCUCAAAGGUUCAGACUUUAGCUUUGUAUAUGUGUACAAAGCAUUAACUACACUACAUUAAUGUAAAGCAUUAGCGCUGGCUUUAAAAAGCUGAGGACAGGUAAGAUCCAUGUUAAAUCUAUGCUUCAGUUGUAAAUAAUGUACAAUUUGUGGAUGUCAUUAAAGUUAGAGUACCAUCUCCUUUUUAUAUUUGUAUUGACUUUAACUUAUAAAGAGUGUUUGAAGUUGGUAAAGGAAAGAUUAAAACAGCCUUAUCACGAACGAACAUUGAAAACUGGACUUAAGGAACUGCAGUUGCACAUAAAAUCACUUACUCUUUAUUAUCAAGAGAGAAUCUGAUCUUCUUAAUUUGCAUUUGGUAAUGAAAACAAUUGUGCACUUUGAAACUGUUAAAAUUUCUUUUUGUGCAACUAAAGUUGAAAAUGUACCUUUUAAAAUUUCAUUUUAUUAGGCAAAUUAUGAAAUUUCCAAUAUGUGGACCUUGAAGUACACAAAGAGGGUAUUUUUUGUUUUUUUACAGUGAUCAGACUGUUAAAAAUAAUAUUGUUUACAGGAAACCAGCUUAAAUUUCAUUCAGCCUAACAGCAGAAGAGUAGAAAGAAUACCACCAAUUAGUUGGUAACAUGAUUUCUGAUCAAUAGUAUCAGAUGUGAGAAAGGUGGAUUUUUUUUCUAUGGUUCAUAGUUGUUUUUUUUAAAAUCCUCUCUAAGAACUUUGAAAUGCUUUUCAAAUGGAACAAGAACUUGAUUUGGAGAAGACUAUGUAUCAGGAAACAUGGGCAAAGGACUUUUGAUGCUGGGCUAGAGCAUGUAUUAUUUAUAUGAUGGAAUUUACGUUUUUAUGUAAGCAUGAAACAGUACAGUAUGAGAAAGUAACCCAUGAAAAUUCUGUCUGUUACACUUAUACUGUAGUAUCAUUUUGUAUGUUGUGUAAAACGAAAGCAUUGAACAAAGCAAAGGUGAUGUAUGUAUAUGAGAAAAUUAAUUGUAUUAUAUCAUUCCAGUACAUUUUGUUGUACAUUUUAGUCAUGUUGAUUUCUCCCAUUGUUUAUAAAAGGAUGCAGUUUGUACAGUCUCCAGCUAGUUACCCACAUUAGAGGGAAAAAAAGUAUUAGAAGAAAAAAAUCAAGAACAGAAUAUUCGUGAAUUGCAGUUGUGUCAAAAAUAGCCUAGCUGGCCUUAUUUGUGAAGCAUAAUUGCUUUUAGCAUAUGGAAGUAUUUUUUCACAUUUUCUUUGUAUAAAAUUUGUAUUAAACUUAAAUAUCUUUUUGA